Messenger RNA from Trematosphaeria pertusa, 1473 nucleotides. Its product is annotated as NAD(P)-binding protein. The transcript has a single exon. Bases 470 to 1381 code for a protein of 303 amino acids. Gene Ontology annotation, cellular component: cytosol. The record is from RefSeq and is a predicted model, not a curated record. Gene Ontology annotation, molecular function: oxidoreductase activity. Lineage: Eukaryota; Fungi; Ascomycota; Dothideomycetes; Pleosporales; Trematosphaeriaceae.
AUUUUCUUUCGGUCCCCUCGGCUAUUGGAGUGACCAGAAACGUCUGCCGAAGAAUGAUCAUAUCACCCAUCAUCUGAUUUCGAAACACCCUGAUAUACUGAGCUUGUAUUCGGAGAAAUACUGCGCGGAGUUAGAAAGGCUCCGAAUGGUCAAAAGAGCUUACUCAUGCUCUCCUUCCCGGAUGCAACAAUUAUCUCUACCAGUAUGUCGCCUCAGAUCGCGGAUUCUGUAACAUCCACACUCCGCUUCCGCAGCAUCGGAGGUUCGGUCUGUUACGUGGUGCGGAUAGUCUUUAUCAUGAUUUCCAUUUAAACAACGCGAAGUUCCGGUGACCUAACAUCAUUACAAGCUCGUUGCUUCUCCCAACUAGACUGCAUCUCACCGAACAUUCCCGCAUCGCUACACAGUAAGACUCCCCCAUCGGAUUCUAUCAAUCCAUUGCUAGCUCUCCUAGCGGGCCACUUCAAUCAUGCUUCCUUCAUACACAAAAACCUAUCACAGCACGCCAUAUCCUUCCAUCUCGCCCAGCCGUCCCGACCUGUCAGCCAAAGACAAAGUCAUUCUUGUUACCGGAGCAGGUUCUGGAAUCGGACAAGCAACGGCGAUCGCGUUCGCCCAAGCCGAUGCCAAAGCUCUCAUCCUUUGCGGACGUCGAACUGGAGCUCUCCAAGACACCAAGGCCAAGAUCGAAGCCCUGCAAAAGACGACCCAUGUCCUCGCCAUCCAGCUCGACGUCAGCGACGAAGAUUCGGUCGAUGAAGCCUUCGCACGGGUGAAGGAAGAAGUGGGCAAAAUCGACAUCCUCAUCAACGCCGCAGGCCACCUUGGCGACAUGUCCUUCCUAAAAGACAUGUCCCUCUCCAACUUCUGGACAAGUGUCGAAAUCAACCUUAAAGGCCCCUUCCUUGUAUCCCGCGCCUUCCUGCGUAGCACCAUCCCCACAGCCACAGCUCCCAAAACGCUGAUCCUGCUAAGCUCAAUAGUCGGCGGUCUUCCAUCCCCCCAAUUCAUUGCAGGCCCACAAAGCUACCCAAUCUCCAAAAUCGCGGAAGCAAAACUCGCGGAGGCCCUAGCUGCGGAAAACACAUCGCACUUCCGAGCUUAUGCGCUGCAACCGGGCAUCGUGGAGAGCGCUAUGAGCGAGAAGAGCGUGUCGAUGGCACCAGACCCGGAGGCUACGAGGGCAGCGUAUCCGUGGGAUGAGCCGGAGCUACCCGCGAGGUUUAUGCUGUGGUUGUGUAGCAAGAGGGGGGAGUGCGUGCCGAGUGGAAGAUUUCUGUGGAUUAAUUGGGAUGUGGACGAGCUCGAGGCAAAGAAGGAGGAGAUGGAAAAGGAUUCGGGGUUGCUUACAAUGGGGCUGAUGGGGUGGCCGUUUGUCUAAGUGGCGGAUUCUUCGGUUUUGAGCGUCCCGCUUGCGCUCAGAGCCUGCUUGGUGAGCGCCACAGAAAGGUAGUUCAGCAGCAGAUAGCAAGC